Silurus meridionalis is the source of this 9928-nucleotide messenger RNA. It is a transcript of the gene ildr2a, whose product is annotated as immunoglobulin-like domain-containing receptor 2. Gene Ontology annotation, cellular component: membrane. Bases 1512 to 3596 code for a protein of 694 amino acids. The transcript has 10 exons. Gene Ontology annotation, biological process: pancreas development. Lineage: Eukaryota; Metazoa; Chordata; Actinopteri; Siluriformes; Siluridae. The record is from RefSeq and is a predicted model, not a curated record.
UAACAAAUGACAUGCCCAUCAGCUCAGCAGCACAUUUCAUUCAUAAUCUUCAUAAAUCUCUCAGUUCCCGUUCUAUGCAUUUCUUUUUUCAAUAGUAAUUAUCACUUAAUUUUUCAGAAAGGACUGGUAAUGACCGGGUUGCCAGGGUCAUCUUUUUUUUUUUUUUAUCACAAAUUGACCUUAAAAAAAAAAAAAAAUUCAUCAAAAGAUUGCUUUAUAAUUAGAAACAUGACACAUUACACGAAACAUACUGUACACUUCCACAAGCUGAACCAAAGUAUCGGAGCAGUAAAUGUGUAUUAUUGAUGCAUAGAAAACUUUCUGUGCACCACAGUGACUUUUUAUUAUUAUUUUUUGUUUGUUUUCCCCCGUGCAAAGUCUGAGAAACUAUUUUGUUCUUUCCAAUAGUUUCAUUGUUUGGCCUCACUUCAGGUGUUUUGUGUUCUUUUAGAAAAAUAGAAAUGUUGGGCUACUUAAUAAGUUUAGCUAAAUACUGGUUAUUAAAAUUAGUCCUUAGCUGAACCAUCUACCAUCCUUUUUGUUUUAUAAAUUUUAUUUUGUUUGAAAAGUGAAACAUAUGCAGAUAAUAGAGUUCAGAGGAAGCACACAUGAACAUGCUUUGGUUUCCUCCCACUGUACAGAAACACACAGACAGAUUGGCCAAUCAACAUUCCUUCUUAAGAAUGAGUAUGUGAAGGUUUCUUGCAAUAUCUAGGGUUAAUUCUCUGAUUAGGAUCAAGUGAUGUCAUAUGAAUCACCACAGAACAUAAAAGCCAGUGACGGCAGCAUUACUUCUGCUUCUACACUGUAAUUUAGAAGUGUAGGCAAAUAAAUUUUCCAAAAAAUAAAUCUUGUACAAAAACACUGCAUCAUUUUAGCAGCAGUUCUUGCAAAAUGACAAUUUUGUGCAAACAGUUAAUGAAGUUAUUCGUUUAUGUCUAAUGUUUGUGUGUGUGCAUGCAAGAGUGUGUCCGAUCUUUAGUUAGCGAGUUUGGGUCCUGAAAGAUAAAUUGGGGCAAAAAUAUGGAUAAUAAUGUGUAGGAAUGAUUAAUCUGUGCUUGUUCGGAGUUGCUUCAAUCAAAGCGAUUCUUCUCGGUCGCCAAAGUUUUUCAGAUCCUUGUGCUUGCCCAUUUUUCCUGCUUCCAACACCUCAACUUUGAGAACUGAACUUACAUGAUGUCUACUUCUUGCCAGGUGAAAAUAUAACAAGGUAGUAAUCAGUGUUUUUGUCUUCACCGGUCAGUGGUUUUAAUCUUUUUGCUGAUUCGUGUAUAUUAUGUUUUUUGAUACUAACAAAUUAUAUUGAGAUUUAUUCGGAAAGUAAUGCAUUUCUUAAGGGUACAACAGGCUUUUAGGUGUACUGGAUGAAUCCCAGUUGACUCAAACUUAUCGGUAGUGCACUUCAUAUCCAGCAGAGGGUUUAUUUGGGACUCAGAGCACAAUGAAGUCCUGAUUACGCACAGUCCCGUUACUUAUUCUACACACACACACACACACACACACAGCAGAGGAUGAGGCGAAGGGAAGGGAAACAUGUCCAUGACUUCUGUUCGGAUUAUAACGCUUUCAGUGUAAAAAACAUGGUUUUACUUCUGGCCUGGUGGAUUUCAGUUAUAACUUUUAUAGCUGUGCCAUGGUGUGAAGCGGUGCAGGUACAGAUCCGGGACAAUGAACGAUUCGCCAUGCUUUUCCAGUCAGUGGUUUUGCCGUGUCAGUACACGAGCACCUCUACCCAUACACCGGUGGUGCAGUGGUGGUUCAAGUCAUUUUGUCGUGACCGCACACGUGAUUCGUUCAGCUUUCCAGUUUCUCUGGGAGUCAGGGGGUCUGAACUGGGGCCCACAUCCCAUCUGGACUGCAGUGACAGCAGCCGGACAGUUCGGGCUGUGGCCUCUGGACAGGGAUCCUCUCUCACCAUUGCUGAAUACUACAAAGACAGAGACAUCUCCAUUAUUAACAAGGCUGACCUGCGGAUCGGAGAGUUGCACUGGGGUGACAGUGGUGUUUAUUACUGCAAGGUGGUGAUUGCCGAUGAUUUAGAGGGCCCGAAUGAAGCUUAUGUGGAACUCCUUGUUCUGGGUCAGACAGGUGUGGCUGACGAUCUCCUGCCUGAGAUAGAUCUGGAGAUUAUGCCAGAGUGGGUGUUUGUAGGAGCUGUAGUUCUGGGUAGUAUCCUGUUCUUUGUCCUGGCGGGUGUGUGCUGGUGUCAAUGUUGUCCUCAUUCCUGCUGCUGCUACGUGCAAUGCUGUUGCUGCCCCGAAACCUGCUGUUGUCCUCGUCACUUGUAUGAAGCAGGAAAAGGAAUAAAGACAUCACCUUCCACGCCAGUAGCAAUCUACCCUCCGUACUACAUGCAAGGCAUGCCCGCAAUGGUGCCUAUCCCUCCUCCUUCACUAAUAGAACCCAAGGUGUCUGCUGCGCCAUCCAUCGAUAGUAAUAUCCCUUCACCUCAGCAGUCUUUGGUGCACAGUGGGUAUCGUCUGCAGCCCACACCUGAUCAGAAUUCACUGAAGGUGCUGCAGUAUGUGGAAAGAGAACUGGUGAAUUUCAACCCGUCCAAGUCCCACAGCAGUCAUGAUUCUUGCAGUAUGUCAGAACUGAGCUCUUUACAUGAAGCAGAAACCGACUUCCACCAGGCUUAUCGGAAGGUUCAGAAGAAAGCACUACCAUCCAUUCCUGAUAUGGACGACCUUCCAGCUGUACUGAGCAGAGAUAGAAACAUGUCGUCAGGGCAUACGCAAACGUCCGCUCGGCAUCCUCCUCAUCGAGCAAACGAAGAUCAUUUAAGGUGGAACCCACGUUCUGAGCACUUGCAGAGGAAGGCUUUUAAUAUGGGAGGACGCACUGGCUCGCUGGACGAACUUGAAGAAUUUGCUAUGGGCUAUGUGCAGCGACGCUGCCGCGACGACAUUAGCGACGACGAGGCCGAAUACAUGACAUGCGCAAAGCAAAGGCACUAUGAACAUGAACGAGAGUUGUGGAGAGAACGGGAGUUGGAGCGUGACCGUUAUCCAAAUUACAGCUCCAAACGUUAUUAUCCUAAAGAUGUCCAAGACAGACCCCGUCCUCACAGUCCUGCUCCUCUUUCGGGAAAUCCUAAACGACGAGGUACUGGGGACAGCAAUCUUCGGCGAGAUCACAACGCGUGGGAUUCGAGAAGGCAGGAAGAUGAGUGUGGGCAGGACUAUGACGAUGCCCUCCUUAAUAGGUUAUUGGAAUGCAAAGCAAAAGCUGGAAGGAGCUUGUCUUCGAAAGGUGGCCGGAAUGACGAGGAAUCAGACAGGCCUUCCAAGAAUAGCUCUCAAAAGAGCAACAACAGUCACUCACCCAGCAACCGAUCAGCUAGCAACCGGCCAACAGAAGAAGGCGAGUCGUUGCCUCCAUAUGUAGAAAGGGAAUCGGAACGUUUCCGAGGCUCUGUGAACUCCCACCAACCUUUAACCUCCACACGCUCCAGAAAAGAACAGGAAAAUAGAGAGGAACUGAGUAGGCCGCGUAAAGUGACAUUUUAUGAUGAACAGAAUGCACAAGUUGAUUCAGACCUAGGUUUUUUGGUCACGGUUCGUUUUGUACCUCGCUUCGACAACAGAAAAUAGCCUGUACACAGGUAAAAAGAACAGGAGAAGGAAUGUACUCGGAAGCAUGGGUUUGCUUCCGUUUCAGUUUUCCCCCCAAACCUUUAACACCGCUAACAUUUAAACAGUUAGAGAUAUGCCAAAAUAAAGAUUUGUGUGCCCGUGAGUACACUUUGAAUCAAAAAAACACCAACAAGCUGGAGUUGUUUUUUAUUACAAAAAAUUGAUUUCCUUCAUUCAAUUAAUUAAUGUAUAUGGAUCUAAGUUACAAACCAAGUAGUAAAAUGUUAAACAAUUACCGUUAAAUGCUAAUUCGGUACAUAAAAUCCCAAAAUGUUUGUGGCCAUUUAUUAUUUAUUAUGUCUGCCAUUGUUCAGACUGAAAAUUGUAUGAGCUCACUCUAUGCCUGAUCGUUUUGGCUUAAGGUCAGAUUGAGGUGAUAAGGCAGAAUAUGUCACUCGAAUAAAGUUAUACACUGUAUGGACAAAAAAGCUUUGGGACACCGGACUUUUCCAACCAUCUUUACCACAAAGUUGGAGCCCCAUAAUUGUAUAAAAUGUCUUUGGAUGCAAUAGCAUUACAUUUUCCCUUUACUUGAACUAGGAGACCCAAACCUGUUCCAGCAUGACAAUGACCCUGUGCAUUGAAGCUUCAUGAAGAUAUGGUUUACAUUGGUUGGAGUGGAGGAUCUCUUGCUAUUGAGCUUUGACCUCAAUCUUAUUGAACACCUUUGGGAUGAAUUGGAACACUGACUGCACCCCAGGCCUUCUCACUUCACCUACAUCAGUACCUGACUUUAUAAACACCCUUGUGGCUGAAUGAUCACAAAUCUCCACAAGCACACUCUAAAAUCUAGUAAACCAUCUUCCCAGAAGAGUGGAGCUUAUUAUAAGAGCAAAUGGGGGACUAAAGGUGGCAGGGCAUGUCCAAAAAAGCACAUACAAAUCUUAUAGUCAGGUGUCCACAAACUUUUGUCCAUAUUGUGUAUGUUUCGGUAUAUUUUUUAUUAACUUAAAAAGGCAGUGGCUGUUAAUUUCUAUGAAACAGAAAUAAAUAGUCAUUCUACAGUAUAAUUGUAUAGAAUAGUAUUAUUGUUGUAAGAGAAACCUUUAGAAAAUAUACUGUCCUGCCUUUCUCAAAUCAAAUGAAAUCAAAUUGAAUCCAUCAAAUGUAAUCUAAAGCAGACGUAUGAUUAUGAACCUGGAUUCGAGGCUAAUUGUGAUUAUUUUAGCCCUGUUUAAAUCCUAAAGCCAUUUUAUACUGAUUAGUUUAAUGCGUUUAAGUUGAACCCGAACCUGCUUUGCCUGUACACACUGUAAUAGCUUUGUAAUAUGCUUCACUGAGAUUAAUAUUUGCUUUCAUUGCUACAUACAGCACUAAUACAUAGGUCUGGUGUUUUUUAUUAUUAUUUUUUUUUAAUAGAAAAAGCACAGCUGUCUGUGAAUCCAUAAGCAUCCAAAGAAUUUUCCAAAACUGGGUUUAUUAAUAUCUGCUGUGUUGCACACAGAAGUAGGUUGAGAUGUCAGUCAUAUUCAUUACUAUUUCAGUGAUUGACAUUUAGUUAUGAACCCAAUUCACCUCAUUUGAGACGUUCAUUAUCAUCACUUAACAUCAUGUUAGGAGGCUAAAAUGUGGAACCUGUGUCCAGCAUACAUUUAUUUGCCAAUGUCACACUUCAUAAAGAGGUAAAUUGCAUCAGUCAUAUUGAAUAGCUUUUGAACAAUCUACAGUAUUUUUGAAGUAUUUGUUUUUUUCUUUAACCUAGAAAAACUCUACAAGCUUUAAAUUGUAUAUUUUGGUCGCUACCAAAGAACCUUUAGUUGUGCUUUUCUGUGUUUAUUUCUGAAUUUCUGUAUUUGUAGAGAUGUGUGAAAUAGUUCAUCAUCCAUCAUCCUACUCAAAAGCAGCUAAACACAGUCAAAAUUCCCUACAAACAGAAACACGACAAAUUAUCAAAUAAUAUGGUUGUUUUUACUGAUUAAAAAUAUACAUUAACUAGAUCAGGGGUUUUCAACCGGUGGUCCGGUUGCACCGGCGGCAUUGCAUGUGGUCCGUGACAGCCUACAUAAUUUCACUAUUAAAAUCACUUUUUUUUCAUAAUUUAUUUUUUCCAAACAUUUUCAGAAUAUUUGCACAUUAGUGGGAAAACUGAAUUUAAUGAAAAUAUCUAAAAUAUUUAAACUGACACAGGAUGGCUAGCUUUGCACCUGUCAGGCCUAUGCUUUGCUAACGUUGUGUUUUGCGUCAUAUAAGUACACAUACAUCUUGCGCGCGAAAUAGACCAGCAUCUCAGAGUUAAGAAAACACAUUAUUCAGGUUUUAUUGAAUAGACGCUUAAUAGUUUUGGUGAAUUGAAAUUUGGAGUGGAGCUGUUAGCUAACGUUUCUAACUAAGGUGAAGUUUGCUAGUCAGCACCAGCAUGGAUCGCUUUUUAGAAUAGUGGGCCGUGGAUUACUUGUUAGUCAGAAUGGUGGUCCCUGGCACAGAACCAGUUGAAAACCCCUGAACUAGAUCGUCAGAAACUAGAUAGAACUACAGUAGAAAAGGUUCAUCUUUGCUCCAUUAUAACUACUACUUUUACCACAUUUAGCAGACAACCUUAUUUAGACCGACUUACGUCUCGAUCAAUGAAUAAAUCAACACUUAGGAUACCAUCAGCCUAAAACACUAUUGGGAGGCAUUAUAGCACUUUUUUUUAACAAAGACAUAAAAUAACAAAGACAAUAAGUGCUAUUUAAAGUGUUUCAGGAAGAGGUAGGCCUUCACCCAUUGUUUGAAGAUAGGCAGUUCACUCAGCUUUUCGGACAUCUAGGGGAAGUUCAUUCCGCCACCUCGGUGACACAACAGAAAAGACUAUUACAAUCCUAACUGAAACUGUGUGUCAGUGGAGUUGUGCUGGUGGUGUUUUAAGAGCAGAUUUAAAAACAGUAAAAGACUCGGCCUGUCUAAUCUCAGUUGGGAGAGAAUUCUACAUCUUUGGUGCAUGUGAGGGAAAAAAGCCUGAUCACCCAUAGAGCGUAAACGGAUAGUUGGAACAACUAAAAGACCGAAAUCAGAGGAACAUGACACAUAUUAUGGCUGGAGAUUCCUGUAUAAUCUUAAAACAAGAGACACGUGAUUUUUUUUAAAACUUUUAAAGGAAACCUGAUUUUUAAAUGCCAUAAUACUAAAAAACAUGUGGGUAAAACAGUCAAAUUAAAUGUUAUAGGAGGCACUCUUAGGGAUCGUUGCAGGAUUUGCUUAUUCCUCUUGCCAUGAUUAAUUUACUUCCCUGAUUAGUUAUAUAUUUUUAGCUGCUUAACGUGUUACUUUUUUUUGUUGUAUAUACACAAAACAGGAUAAUAUAUUUUGAAAUAAAAAUUUCAAUAAUUGACUUACAACCCUUCACUUGCACUAUUGUCACAGUUUACUUAUACUAAUCAUUGCAUGAACACACAAAGCGUCAUUUACACUUUCUCUUUUUUCUCUUUCUCUUUUUUUUGUAACAGAACACACUCCUAAGCAGAGAUUCACUCAUAGUCUGACCAGCAAAGGCAGGUCUGACACACACUAGCUCUCCGUCCAGCAUCUGUACGCUUCCCAAGCUUCUGCCCACUGAUCUUCUCACUAUAUUUUCACGUGCUACUCGGCGCUCUUUUUCAUCCUGGAACGCUCAUCCUGGAAUGCUCUGAAGAUUAAAAGGAGGACACGUGUUUAUUGCAGAGACACCCAGACUGUGCUGGAGAAGCUCAAGUUAACAAAGAAGCUUUGCGUUCUUAAAUAAAAACACCUGUUCUGCACUUCAAGCGGGGAAGAAACUUAAAACUGGAAAGUUACAGUUGUUUGGCGGUGAGAUCGAAUGUCACUUUGCGAAAGUGUACUUUUAUUCUUCGAACACUUUUAAAGUAAAAGGUGUGGAUGCUUUGGUUCAAGCAGAUACAAAGAUAUAAGUAAAAGGAACUUAUAGGACAGUAUGUGUUUAUGUGUUUUUUCAGGUAGAACACAUACAGUCAUUGCAGGACCAUGAUAAAGCUGUGUGAGUAAUGAAAGCCCUACAGUGGCCAUAAGCAUAAGAGGCCUUAAUUGUGCACAGACAAGUCUUUGUGAUGACACACUCCAUGCUGCUUCAUGAGAUCAGACAGCGAAUGACGUUUUUUGUGGCGUCCUGAGAUUUGCAUCUCUCAUUUUCACAAUGACAUAAUGUGCCUACAACAAUUAUGUGCUACUGUAUAUGUGUACUUUUUCAUUUCUCAUAAUUUGCCUAUGUAUUUUUUAAUACAAAAUAUAUAGUUGAGAAACUUGACAGUUAAUAAUAUCAUUUUGUUUUUUUACCCUAUGACAUUUUUCCUAUUUAUGCCUGUAUCCACUAUAUGGACAAAAGUUUGUGGACACCUUAACAUAUGAUUUGUACAUACUUUUUAAACAUCCCAUUCCACAUAUAGUCUUUAUUUGGUGCUCUAAUAAUUUUCACUCUUCUGGAAAGUUGUUCCACAAGAUUUUGGAGUGUGCUUGUGGAGAUUUGUGCUCUUUCAGCUACAAGUGUGUUAGCAAAAUCAUAUACUGAGUUAGGUGAGGCGAGGUGAGGAGGCCUAGGCUGCUGACAUCAUUUUAAUUGACACAAAAGGUGUUCAAUAGGGUUAACGUCAGAGCUCUAUAGCAGGCCAUUUAAAAUCUUCCACUCAACUCAUGUAAAGCAUAUCUUCAUGGAUCUGGAUUUGUGCAGAGGGGCAUUAUCAUGCUGGAACAGGUUUGGAUCUCCCAGUUCAAUUGAAGGGAAAAUUUAAUGCUUCUGCUUUCAAAGAUUAUCUACAAUUGUGAGCCUUUACCUUUGUACUUACAGUUUAGGGAAGAGCCACAUACGGCUGGAAAAGUGUGUCCCAAUACUUUUGCCAUAUAGUGUAUUUGUACAUUUUUUUUUACUUUUAACAACUGUUAUUGUCAUACCCAUGUUUUAUGUUUAAUACUAAAUCUUAUCAUUAACUAUAACUAUCAGAGGAAUAUGCCAACUCUUUCGGAUCAACCCUCUGUAUGUUGCGUCCUAGAUGUGAAAAUAAUGCAUAUACCACAGACACAGGAACAAGAGCUAACACGUUAACCUGUACUGAGAAAAGACAUGAAAACUUGCUUGUUUGGGAACAACAUCCUAUCAAUGUAUAGUGUCAAAUCAGUAAUGUUGCAAAUGUGAAUAUAUUGUAUAGUAGCACAAAGAUGUACCUACAGCAUACUUUAUUACUGGCAGACACUGAACAAAGCCAGAAUACCCAAUAUGCAGUGUCUUGUAUACACAAACACAUGUCACUCUUAAGAAAAAUUUAGUGUACAAUCCACCUUUUAGCAUGUUUAAUAGUAGAAACCUGAAAAAAAAUGCAGAAAACUUACAGGUGUAACAUGUGAAACAUCACACAAACAGCGAACCCUGAUGAAUCAGAUAUGUGAAAGGAAAUCAUGUGUAUGUGUAAUACGACCUAAACUUGUUUUUGCUAUUGAUUGAAUUAACAUGCUAUUGAUUGAUUUACUGGUUAACAGACACAGUAUAUGGGACUCAUGGGAACAUUUUCGGCUGUCCAACUGUUCUAAGAUUUCCAUAAAUGUCAUUAUAAUUCAUUAUAAAAGUUUCAGUAAAUGGGGUAAAUAUUAUUUUAUUAGUACCGUAAAAUGUUUCCCGUCUACUGUAAUUGAGUGAAGCAGCUCGUCCAAUGCACUUCCAUGUAAAUCAGUCUGGUUUUUUUUCUUGACCUUGAUUUGAAAUGAUGAGCAUUAGAAUUAACUGAUGGUCAGUAGUAAUAACACAGUACAUACAGUAAAUCACCAUUGACGAUUAUAUAGAUGGUGAUCUAAAUAGAUAAAGCUAUAGAUGGCGGCUUAGAGUUUAGGUUUAACAUGCUGUACACUACCACCCUUUAAUGUAUUCAGCAAAAAAAAUUUUAAUCAGUGUGUCUGAGGCCUUUUUCUGUCCACAUUUUCUCUAGAAAUGUUGUGCUGUCAAUGAGACUGUUUCAUUAAGAGUGACUCAUGCACUGAGAGUCCUUGUCUAUUGUUAACACAAGUGUCUCUCUGAGAGACAUCUCAAUUAAGCAGCGUACACUAGAACACCAGACUUACCAUGAUUACACAAGUACAGACUCAGGCAUAAAAAAAGUGGAUUAAAAACUAACAGUCACGACUUUCAUAACUCAGUAAUAUUGUCUAGUGCUAGAGUUACAAAAGGGAAAACCUUUCUGAGCUAUCAUUUGUUAUACAUGCUUUUAUAACAGUUUGUCUCUCCCACAAUGCCAUGCUGACUUAUUUAUUUUUGCUACAGAAAUGCUUUUUCAGGUAGUACCCCAAAUGUACUGCACAUUCUUUUCUAUCCAAUAAAAAAAUACAAUACAUUA